Cucurbita pepo subsp. pepo (vegetable marrow) is the source of this 838-nucleotide messenger RNA. RefSeq lists its product as uncharacterized. NCBI's taxonomy places the organism in Eukaryota, Viridiplantae, Streptophyta, Magnoliopsida, Cucurbitales, Cucurbitaceae. The record is from RefSeq and is a predicted model, not a curated record.
GGAUGAGCCGAGAGAUGCUCUUCAUUGACCCUCCCAUUGAAAAAGCCAAGACAUUCCUCAAGGCUAUGGAGUGCAAAGGAGAGGAAACAAAGCCAAAUUCUUCAAUUACAAAGCUACCUCUCUUUUCAAUCCCACACCGAGCAAUGGACUCGCCCGAGCGCUCGGGGACGUUAACUCCGCCAAUCUACGCCGCCGUCUCGGUCCCGUUUCGGUGGGAAGAAGAGCCCGGCAAGCCUAGGUUUAGUAAUGUCACCACCACCACCAACACCGACACCGACACCGUCACGUCUCCGUGCCUAGAGCUACCUCCAAGGCUUUUGUUAAUGGAGAAAGUGGCAAGAUCUGAGGGCUCUUCCUUUAGAAUGAUGGGGUCUGAUGAGAUGAGUUCUUUGUUCAUGAAGAGAAGAGGUUGGUUUGGUUCAUGGAGAAGAAGCAAAAGAGAUGAAGUGUUUCCUUCCUUGGAAUGGGAAGUGGAAGCUUCAAGGCUUAGAAGAAAUGGGAGCUUUUCAAGCCUUAUAAGAACACAAAUUAGGCCUCAUUUUUGGGUAAGUGUUUGUGAAGGUUUGAAGCAUGUGGUUCCAUCGUGGAGAGGCAAAAGGCUAAAGAAAGACGUUUAGCUCGAUUUUCAAACGGUUUCAGUGGAAGAACCGAAGCAAACUUGUAAAUAUAUCUCGUUGAUUUCAUUGUGUUUUUCAUUUUCUCGAGAUGGGUCGGGAAGAUUGAAUCUUACGUUGUUUCAGAGGUACCAAAUGUGUUUUCAAACUAGUAUAUCUCGUAUCAUUAACUGGUAAAAGUAUAUUGGUUAAGAAUAAGGUAGUGUCUUGGUUACUAUUGUUGA